AUGAAAACAGCAAAUGUUUCAUGGGAUCAAUACAUUGCAUAUACAGUGAGCGAGAGUGAAUCGCAACCGGCUGUUAUUUCUAUCGAUUUCAAGACUGAAGUAAAGGAAGGUUUGAUAAUUCAUGGAACAGUGCUAUCACUGAAAGAUAGCAAGCCAAUAGGAGAUCUAAAAUUGGCACUAAUUUAUGGACAACUGAGAUUAACAAUAGCUGAAAUUGCUGAAAUAAAUUUCGAUAAUGUUAUCCUCAGUAGCGAUAAGUAA
This is a messenger RNA of Gongylonema pulchrum, 261 nucleotides long. NCBI's taxonomy places the organism in Eukaryota, Metazoa, Nematoda, Chromadorea, Rhabditida, Gongylonematidae. The record is from the annotation of a GenBank genome assembly.